UUAUCUUCGUUGCAGUCUCGCGCGGAAAGCGUCUUUUAUGCUCCGGCUGACCAGAUUCUGAUGCCGCCCCUUGUUUCGAGCAUGAAGAAUCUUACGAAGACUAAGAGCCGCGGCAGGAGAAUCGGGGAAAACGUACGUAAUGAGCUGACCGUUUCUCGCGACGAUGGAAAAGAAUUUAUUCUGCAUGUAAUUCAUCGCGUCAUCUACGAUUCGGAGGAGUGCCGGUUGUCCGUCUGCACGCCCGGGGCUUGGUUUGCAGACAUGAUUCGCACUGGAAGAGACGAGGGCCAGAAGGUGAAUUUCUGCUUGGCGAUCGAAGGCGAGCACGGAUGGCGUCCUCUAAUGUCGGCAAUUCCGAUGAACGAGUGGUAAUCAAGAACAUGGAGCUAACGCCUGCAAGGCUGCUCUGGUUGUGAUCGUCGCAGUUCGUCUUGACUUUGUCACUUUUCUUGCUUUUCCACUGAACAACUCAUAAACAAAAAAACGCUUGUUCCUUACGUCAUUUCCCGCGAAGUUGUUUCGUAAGUACAUAGUUCUAGUUGCUCUACUACUACACACUUUCAACAUCAUUCGGUUUGGGCGAAAAAACAUGAUAAAAGAUCUGAUAUGUAUACUACAGUAACCGGCACUGGGAAGUACAUAGAUCGCAUCUGCAGACGCUUGAUAGCUAGCAGUAGAUAGCAACAGGGAUCUUAUGUAGUAUCUUUACUUGCACCAUUACGCAUUUUUCAUAGAUAUAGUAACCAAUUUCUUCACUUCAUUCACAUCAAUCUUUCAUUUCAUGUCGCAUGUCAAUUUCGAUAAUAUCUUUUCCAGAUGCGAGCUCAUCCUCAUUUCAUUGCGUCAUUCUUGACGUCGCACUGUCACUACCCUCAUUCUGUGGAUAAUUCUUGGUCUUCCUCGGGUUGUUACAUGCAUUUUCUCGCACAUGAUGCGAGCUCAUUCCAUUGAAAAUCUCGAAACCCUACAAAAAGCAAAUCUGAGAAGGAGAACUUGAAAACAAAAAUUAAUCGCGUAAAGCAACGUUUCACCAGCAGAAGCGCUAUUGC
Messenger RNA from Amoebophrya sp. A25, 1049 nucleotides. Lineage: Eukaryota; Dinophyceae; Syndiniales; Amoebophryaceae. The record is from the annotation of a GenBank genome assembly.